UUGACUUCUUUCAGCUCCAGUAAUGCAAACGCGGCAUGAAUUGAAGUGACUGAUGUGCGGAAAUCUGGCCAGCGAAUCUGAAUUCGUUCGGAAAACGGGAAGGAACUUCCUUUAUGUGAUCGUUCAGAUCCAUAGUGUAUCAUGAUCUCGUGGCGCGUGAGGAGGUAUUUUAUCCCGAUUGUGAUCAUCGCUGUCGUGGGCUGCUUUCUUUUCUUCGUCACCGUCUCAGAAUCUGAUCGUUCCAUGGAGACGGAGUUGAUGUACAAGGUGGCCGAAUUGCAGAAUAGGCUGAGCCACGCGGAAAUGGUAAACCGCGAGCGAAAGGAAGACGUGCUUGACCUUUCGGAGAAGAUCCAGCGGCUCAGGUCGGGUCGUCCGGCGGGAGAACGGAAGCAAAAGUUCGGCAACGACAAAUUGGACGAAGAAGAACAUCGGAUUGGGAGAGGUGCGUUGUCGUCCGGAACUAUUGAAGAAUCGGCCAUUUCAACAUCUGUCCUUCAAUCGAAUGACGUGUCCAUGCCCAGUUUCUACCAUUAUUUGCCACAUCUGCUCAAUUUUCCUGGAGCUUUGACACCUGCUUUCAAACUGGGAAAAGAUCGAUCGCAAGUUUCUGUUGUUCUUGGAGUACCGACUGUGAAGAGACAAGUUCAGAGUUACCUGCUCAACACUUUGGAGAACCUCAUUGAAAACAUGGACAAGAACGAACGUGAUGACACGCUCAUUGUCGUCUUCGCUGCUGAGAGUAACAGAUCAUUCGUCGAAGGAGUCGCAAAGAAUAUACAGGGACGUUUUUCGGAACAUCUUGCUUCCGGGCUCAUUGAAGUCAUUGCCCCGUCACCUCACUUCUAUCCGAACUUAUCUGCACUUCCUGCGACACUUGGUGAUACACCUGAGAGGACGAGAUGGAGAACAAAGCAAAACCUGGACUUUGCUUAUCUGAUGAUGUAUUGUUUGCAUCGUGGCACGUAUUACGUGCAAUUGGAGGAUGACAUUUUGUCGAAACCGUCGUUCAUUACUACGAUGAAAGCCUACGCAGCGAAGAAGACGGUGGAAAAGGUGCCUUGGAUUAUUUUGGACUUCUGUCAGCUUGGAUUCAUCGCCAAGCUGGUCGGACCGAAAGGUUGCAAGAAGAACAAGGAGGAAGUCUGGCUUCUUCACAAGCCUUCGUUGUUCCAGCAUGUCGGAACUCAUUCGUCUCUUGCCGGAAAGGUGCAGAACUUGAAAGAUAAGGGAUUCGGAAAGGUUGAGUUGCAUAAACCGCACAAGAAUCCGCCUGCGACGGUUAAUUCGGACUUGAAAGAAUAUCACAAUAAGAAUAUCACAAUUACAAGCUUCAGAGAGCGUAUCUGGGCGAAACAUACUUUUGGGGUCUUCUUCCGCAGCCUGGUGAUGCUCUCACUUUCACCUUCACUCCGCCGUUGCGAAUACAAAAAAGUCAUCCUUGCAGCUUUGUGCUCUUUACGCACAAGGUAUGUUUUGAGAAGUGGGAACAACGAGCAUCCACUUGAUCGGUUCUACAAUACCACCGUGGAAGUUCUUCCCGUCGGUGUGCCAGAAAAUGUUUCAAGUGUCUUUCCCAAGCUUUCGGAUGGGUUCUUGGUUACUGCCCAGCUUCCUGCGUUGAUCCACUUCUUACUCAUGUUCUACGCCGAUAAGCCGUCUGACUGGCUUUUGGACAACAUGAUACAGACGAAAGUUUGUCGGUUCGACCAGCCGCCGAAAGGUUGCAAGAAGAACAAGGAGGAAGUCUGGCUUCUUCACAAGCCUUCGUUGUUCCAACAUGUCGGAACUCAUUCGUCUCUUGCCGGAAAGGUGCAGAACUUGAAAGAUAAGGGAUUCGGAAAGGUUGAGUUGCAUAAACCGCACAAGAAUCCGCCUGCGACGGUUAAUUCGGACUUGAAAGAAUAUCACAAUUACAAGCUUCAGAGAGCGUAUCUGGGCGAAACAUACUUUUGGGGUCUUCUUCCGCAGCCUGGUGAUGCUCUCACUUUCACCUUCACUCCGCCGUUGCGAAUACAAAAGUAUGUUUUGAGAAGUGGGAACAACGAGCAUCCACUUGAUCGGUUCUACAAUACCACCGUGGAAGUUCUUCCCGUCGGUGUGCCAGAAAAUGUUUCAAGUGUCUUUCCCAAGCUUUCGGAUGGGUUCUUGGUUGUUGGUCGAUUUAAUGACCAGGGCAUUGCAGAAGGAAACCAAACCAAGGAGCUAGGAAAAAUCGAGAAAAUUCGUUUGACUGUUCACGCAGAAAGCGAUAAAUGGGCUAUUUUGAGUGAGAUAUGGUUUGAAGAACUGAAGCGAUGACCCAGUCCAAGACUUGAAAACUGUGUGGUGGUUGCUGAAUAUCCGUUGAUACUCGCUGUCGAUGAUGAUGUGUCCGAAGAUGCUUUCAUGGAGAUCGGUUGUUCAAUUCUAUUUUUUUGUUUUCAAAUUUUACCGCCGGACGAGUUCGUGAAAUGAAGCUAGUCGCGACGAAACCAGAUAAACACGAGGAAAGAUUUAUAAAACUAAUUUUUCUUUUUGGUUUUUUUCAACACUUUCAGGGAAAGAUAGCAAAACGUGUUCUAGAACAGGCUCUUGUUUUUUUAAUCCCACGAAUGGGUGCAUUUCGCUUGAAGAACCUCGUCUGUGGUGGUGAUUUUGAAUUCGUGGCCAUCGGUGAUGUAUUUUUUUGCAGGUAUUAAUGAUCAUUUCGUUCGGUACAAGACACCUUUUUUUCUUUCUUAACUAGGUUUAGAUUCGCAUUCCAGUUCUUCUAUUUUGAUGUAGAUUAGAUCUGGUGUGGCAUGUUUCGAUAUAUAUCUGGAGUGAGAUUUUAGGAUUUCGAAAACUCACAAUUCUUCCAAAACGUUGGAAAAAUGAUGGUUGAUGGGAAGGUCUAUUCAAUUCUCCGUCCGUGUUCAGGCACUUCUGAGGUGUAUUUUGAAUUGUUGGGGAAGUGAGGAUUUGGCUCAAAUUAGGAGUAUUUCUGGGGAUGGAUUUUUAUUUUUGCGAUGAUUAUUUCUGCAAUGUCUUGAACUGAAAUCAGUGAAUCGUCUUGAAAGCACCCUUUUUUUCGUUGUGAAAAACUCAUUCCUAAGAAUAACCCCCUUUUUUUUACUUUCGUUGUUGUUCGACUGAUCGUAGUCUUUUUCCAUAUUUUUCUGGAUUCCUCUGCUUCCAAGAAAGUAAAGGCAUUCGUUAGAUGCUUUAAGGAAGUGCUCGAACCUUGCAAAACUAUUUUAUCUUGCCAUGACCUCGUCUAUGUCGUUUAAUAGCCAUUGUUUUCUUCGCUGUGCUGAUGAAACGAUUUUUUUUGGUGGUGAGCUUGAGAUGCAAUACGUUUGUCUUACUGUGAAGAA
Notodromas monacha is the source of this 3338-nucleotide messenger RNA. The record is from the annotation of a GenBank genome assembly. NCBI's taxonomy places the organism in Eukaryota, Metazoa, Arthropoda, Ostracoda, Podocopida, Cyprididae.